Rhodamnia argentea is the source of this 2426-nucleotide messenger RNA. Its product is annotated as MDIS1-interacting receptor like kinase 2-like. Gene Ontology annotation, molecular function: protein kinase activity; ATP binding. Gene Ontology annotation, biological process: protein phosphorylation. NCBI's taxonomy places the organism in Eukaryota, Viridiplantae, Streptophyta, Magnoliopsida, Myrtales, Myrtaceae. The transcript has 3 exons. The record is from RefSeq and is a predicted model, not a curated record. Bases 881 to 2233 code for a protein of 450 amino acids.
CUUCAGAAAUUGGAAGCCUAGCCAAUCUAACUCAACUGAGCCUUGCCGACAAUAAAUUCUUUGGUUCCUUGCCUUCUGAAUUCAAUAUGUUAACGCGGUUGACUAUUUUGCAUCUAUUUAAUAAUGAACUAGAGGGGGAACUGCCAGAAGACGUAUGCCUUGGGGGAUCAUUACGAUAUUUCACGGCUGGCAAUAAUCAUUUCACGGGUCCCAUCCCAACAAGCUUAAAGAAUUGUAGCACAUUAAUCCGAUUGAGGCUACAAAGAAACCAACUUACUGGAAACAUAGCAGAAGCUUUCGGAAUAUAUCCAUAUCUAUAUUUUAUUGACUUGAGCAGCAAUCAUCUGAAUGGCGAACUUUCGUGGAAAUGGGAGCAUUGUCGUAAUUUGACGAGCUUAAUCAUAUCAAACAACAACAUUUCCGGUGAGAUACCUGCAAUAUUUGGAAGGAUGCGUCAAUUACAGCUACUAAACCUUUCUUCAAAUAAUUUACGUGGAGAGAUUCCAAGGGAAUUGGGAAGCCUGUCGAUGCUAUUAGAACUCGAUUUAAGCAACAACUCAAUCUUGGGAAAUGUCCCGACUGAGAUUGGACUUUUAUCCCAUAUGACACAUCUGAACUUGGCAUCAAACAAUGUGAGCGGAUUGAUACCGGUGCAGCUAGGCUCAUGCAAAAGCUUGUUGAGCUUGAACUUGAGCAGAAACAAAUUUCAAAGAAGUAUUCCUCCUGAGAUAGGCAACACAAAAGUCCUCGAGUUCUUGAUCUGAGUUAUAAUAUUUUGUCAGAAAAUAUACCAGGAGAGCUUGCAAUACUGAGAAACUUGCAAGUUCUAAAUAUCUCCCACAAUAGUCUGUCUGGUUCCAUCCCACAGUCUUUUGAUGAUAUGUUGGCCUUGACUUCAAUUGAUGUAUCCUACAAUGACCUAGAAGGUCCUCUCCCUAAUGUCAAGGCUUUCAAUGAGGCUCCAUUUGAGGCAAUACAACAUAACAAAAGGCUAUGUGGCAACGCUGCUGGUUUACCGAAAUGUAAUUCCACCGGGAGUGAAAAGCACAAUCGACGCGUUGGAGUUAGUAUCACCUUUAUCCUCAUUCUCUCGUUCUUGGGGUUUCUCCUUCUCUCUUGCACCUUGAUCAUUCUAGUAAUUGUUAAUAAUCAUCGAAGAAGGAUUAUCAAGAGAGAGGACAAUGAACGAGCAAAUGACUUGGAUUUCAAGCAUAUUUUGAGUUAUGAUGGCAAAGUUUUCUAUGAUCGAAUCGUCGAGGCCACGGAAGGAUUUGACUCCAAGUACUAUGUGGGUGAAGGAGCAUAUGGAAUUGUUUAUAAAGCCGAGAUAUCAGAAGGUCAAACAUUUGCUGUCAAGAAAACCUUGUCAUCCCAGGAAGAUACUGAGAUCGUCGAUUUGAUACCAUUCGAAAAGGAAAUUCAAGCCUUGACAAAUAUACGCCAUCGCAACAUUGUGAAAUUUUAUGGCUUUUGCUCUCAUGCCCAACGUUGUUUUUUGGUGUAUGAGUACAUGGAAAGAGGAAGCUUGAGAACAACAUUGCAAGAUGAUGAAAGAGCAAUAGAAUUUCGAUGGGACAAGAGGAUAAAUUUGGUCCGAGGAGUUGCGGAUGCAUUGUCCUAUAUGCAUCACGAAUGUUCUCCUCCGUUGAUUCAUCGAGACUUGACCAGUAACAACAUUCUAUUGGAUCAUGAUUAUGAGGCUCAUGUUUCCGAUUUUGGUACUGCAAGACUUUUGAGGACAGAUUCAUCAAAUUGGACGGCUAUUGCCUGUACCAUCGGGUAUAUUGCUCCAGAGCUGGCUUAUUCUUCGAUUGCUACAGAAAAGUGCGACGUGUACAGCUUUGGAGUUGUUGCAUUAGAGACUAUCAUGGGAAAGCAUCCAGGAGAUCAUGUCUCUCGGGAAUGUUCAUCAUCCGCCCAAACUGAGUUGAUGAUGUUGAAGGAUGUGCUGGAUCAACGUCUCUCACCUUCUGGAGUUGGCCUUCAAGAUGCGCAGGGCGUGGUCUUAAUCGCCAAGCUAGCGUUUGAGUGCUUGCAAGCCGAUCCGAAGCUUAGACCGACCAUGAGACAAGUCUCGCAUGAGCUUCGCGUUCAAGUACCCCUGGAUAUGCCAAUCUCUACAGUCAGCUUAGAGCAACUUCACGAACCUAAUGUCAAAAAAUACAAAGCAUUUCAAGAGAUGAACUUGCUUCUCUAUGAACGUCACAAGAAUAGUGUGAUAAUUAUAGUUUGAAGUCUUGGUACCAUAAAUAAUUAUGGGAAGAUCCCAUUUCCCAGUUAUUUCCAUCUUUUUGCAGAUUGAUCAGGAAGUGAAUUUGCAAAAUGCACUGGAUCAACCUCUCUUGCCUUCUUUGAUACGAUGUGUAAAGAACAGCUAGUUUCUAUUGUUGUAAGAGAUAAUAGCGCUAGCAACACGUGAACUUCUA